CUGUUUUAUACCCUGACAGAAAUGGACAGCGUUCUCGCCACCCCAUGCAACAUUCAAAUAUGUGAGGUGACAUGUGAUUCGUUUCGCAUCGUGUGGGACAUGACUCCCGAAGACACGGCCAGAGCCACGCACUUCUUCAUUGACCUGAGCCGCAAAGAAUGCAGGGAUCCCAACCGCUUUAAACACAGGGAUGUGCCAACCAAACUGGUGGCCAAAGCUGUCCCCCUGCCCAUGGCCGUGAGGGGCCACUGGUUCCUCAGCCCCUGCACAGAGUACUGCGUGGCCGUGCAGACUGCGGUUCGACAGGCCGAUGGCGAAUACCUGGUGUCAGAGUGGAGCCAGGUGGUGGAGUUCUGCACAGGGGACUACGCCAUAGAACACCUUCAGCAGCUUCACGACAAGGCCAAAGGCUCUGCUGGAAGGCUUUUGAAAUUCUCCGUCUUUUAUCGCAAUCAGCAUCCACAUUAUUUUGACUGCGUCAGAAAGGACUGUGCGGGUCUGAUGCGCCCCGCCCUUAAAGACACGAGUGGAAGUCAUGGUUCUCCCAUAAAUGGCAAACUGCAGGGAGUCUUCUUUAGCUGCAACACCGAGUUUGAUACAGGGCUCCCCCCGAAAGACUCUCCGUACGGCCCCCUGCGCUUCCAGAUUGCAGCUGGACACCUGCUCAAUCCAAACAUCUCUCUGUACUUUGCUGACUUCUAUUGCAUGUACACAGCCUACCACUAUGUGGUUUUGGUGCUGGCCCCUGUGGGAACAGAGGGAGACCACUUUUGCAGAAGCCGCCUCCCCAGGCUGGACUUGGCCAGCAAUCCGUUCUUGACAUACAGCGACCCCCAGAGGCCGGGGGAGGAGCCAGUGUACUGCCAUGCCAGUGACGUCAUCCUUGAGGUGCUCUUCACAGAGCCGGUGAGUUUGGAUCAAGGCACAGUGGAGCUAAUCAGUGGACACCACCAGCUCAUGAGUUUGACCACUGCCAAUGCCAAGAAAGACCCGAGCUGCAAAGUCUGCAACAUCAGCGUGGGCCGCUGAGUCGCCUCACGAUUUAGGACAGGCCUGGGGGCAGCCGAGCGUCCGAGCCUAAAAAACAAGAAGCUUGUCAUGUGCGGGCCAAAACACAGAGGAAAACACCCGCAUCAUGCGGUGUGCAUGCUGUUUUUGCUUCUCCCUCAAACCCUCCCAGGCUAGAAUCGUGUUUCUAAGAGAAAUCAAUCUCACAUCUGACGCACAAGACUAAACAAACUGUGAUCCCUGGUUUCUUGGUGGUGUUUUAAGUAUUAUUUGUGGCAAUCAGAUUAUUAGUGAUUACAAUUUUGAAAAGAAAUUAAGACAAACUUUAUGGCAGUGCAAUGGUCUCCAGUUUCACAGUUCUGACCUUUGGGGGUGGAAUCUGAACCCUGUGGAGUUAGCAUGUUUCCCAGUGUUCGAGUGAGAUGUCCCCCCUCCCCCCCCCCCCCAGAUACUCCAGCUUCCUUCCACACCCAAAUUAAUCAUGUAAGGUUCAAUGACAACUAAAUUGUCCAUAGGUGUGAAUCAGAGUGUGAAGGUUUGUCUGCAGUGAUUGGCAAUGUGCGUUAGGAUUGGCUUAAGCUCAUCAAUGUCUUCUAACGAGCACACAGAAAAUAGUCGCUAUUGUGAUUUUGAGUUGCAACAAAAAAACAGUCAUCAUUGUAAUUUUGAGUAGUAACAGGCGCCUUGACAAUGUCGGCUGCCCUGUUUGACCUUCCCCUGUCACUUCACUCUCCUCUACUCAUGUUGCACCACCACCCCUAUCCUAACCCUAUCCCCCUAUUUAGUCUCGGCAACAGCCAGCGAUGAGAUCUUCAAAGUUGGCCUGUAUUUGGUGGCCACGUGAAUUGUCAUAUACACUACUUAUGACUUGUUUUGGUUUACUUUCACAUUGCUGAACAUGAGUUUGAAGUCCCUAAUGUGACCCUUAAGACCUAUUAAAAGGGGUUGCCCCACACAACUACUUUAAUUAUGUGUCACUUAAACAGUGUUUGAUUACCUUUGUCAAUCCUUCAUUUGUCUUUGCUUUCUCAAGUGUGUAUUUUGAACAUCUAUCUCGACCUAAAAAUAAAUGCAUUCUCCAUAACAGAUGUGAUAAAGACAAUGGGUGGUCAAAGCCCCCUCCUAUCAGUCAGAUAGUUUAUCGAGCUAAGAUUAGCUUGUAUCCUGCUAAGGGGUUUGGAUUUGUCCCCAACGAGUAAUCUGUGACCUAUUUGCGAAUCCCAAAGAUGCCCACCCUCUGUUACAGCAUGGAUGAAUAAGUAAGAGUGUGUAGUGUCGACUCACACGAAAGACUGGUGUUCAAUAAAAAUGAACAAUUAUAACAGUGUGCUUUUUAAUUAAUACACAAUAAAAAAGCGAGUCAGAAAAGCACAACGCACAAUGAA
Syngnathus typhle (broad-nosed pipefish) is the source of this 2393-nucleotide messenger RNA. RefSeq names its product phytanoyl-CoA hydroxylase-interacting protein (gene phyhip). Gene Ontology annotation, cellular component: cytoplasm. NCBI's taxonomy places the organism in Eukaryota, Metazoa, Chordata, Actinopteri, Syngnathiformes, Syngnathidae. Gene Ontology annotation, molecular function: protein binding. The coding region runs from base 22 to 1029 and encodes 335 amino acids. The record is from RefSeq and is a predicted model, not a curated record. The transcript is spliced from 4 exons.